AUGGCGUCUGUGGCUUAUUAUGAGCUCUACCGUGGGAGCAGCCUCGGUCUGUCUCUAACCGAUACUCUAGACGAUCUGAUCAACGAGGGCCGCAUCGAGCCCCAGCUAGCUAUGAAGAUCCUCUCCACCUUUGACCGUGUGGUCACUGAAGUCCUGGCCGACAAAGGUCAUCUGGAUACCUACCGAUUCUGCGACGAAGUCUGGACGUUCCUGAUCAAGGAUGUCACAUUCAAGCUGGAUAACCAGACCUCGGUGUCGGCGGACAGGGUCAAGAUCGUCAGCUGCAACAGCAAGCGUCCCGGCGAGGCAUAA
Molecule: messenger RNA, 312 nt
Organism: Penicillium arizonense
Lineage: Eukaryota; Fungi; Ascomycota; Eurotiomycetes; Eurotiales; Aspergillaceae
Product: transcription initiation factor IIA subunit gamma
Exons: 3
Coding region: 1-312 (103 amino acids)
Biological process (GO): transcription initiation at RNA polymerase II promoter; RNA polymerase II preinitiation complex assembly
Cellular component (GO): transcription factor TFIIA complex
Molecular function (GO): RNA polymerase II general transcription initiation factor activity; TBP-class protein binding
Source: RefSeq, a predicted model, not a curated record